This is a messenger RNA of Sebastes umbrosus (honeycomb rockfish), 4264 nucleotides long. It is a transcript of the gene zeb1b, whose product is annotated as zinc finger E-box binding homeobox 1b. The record is from RefSeq and is a predicted model, not a curated record. Lineage: Eukaryota; Metazoa; Chordata; Actinopteri; Perciformes; Sebastidae. Bases 421 to 3774 code for a protein of 1117 amino acids. Gene Ontology annotation, molecular function: DNA-binding transcription factor activity, RNA polymerase II-specific; RNA polymerase II cis-regulatory region sequence-specific DNA binding. The transcript has 8 exons. Gene Ontology annotation, biological process: regulation of transcription by RNA polymerase II; anatomical structure development.
ACAAACAAAAAUAAAUAACCUUUAGUAGGUAGGAUGUUAUGUUAUAAAUAAUGCAAACUACCCACUAUCACCUAUAGGCCCACACCUUUUACUUCCUCCUAUAAAAAGACAUGUCUUAGAUCCAUGAGACAUUCAGUGGAAGGCUAGGGCAGGUAUACAGAGCUGUGCAUGCAGUCAUCCCUCUCUCACUUCCAGUACUCACUAGUCUGAUACUGGCAGCGUGGGUCGGGGAGGUGCUGGGAAGGUGAUGUCGUAAAGCUGAGAGUGUCGUAAACCAGGUGCGGAGAGAGAGAAGGGGAGGUGAAGAGGAGGGAGGUGGAGGGAGAGGAGGGAGGUAGGGAGGGAGGUGGAGGAGGAGGAGGUAGGGGGGUGAGAGAGGAGGUGACUCUCCGUGCAGCAUUUAGACACAACGAAAGGAUCAUGGCGGAUGGCCCCAGGUGUAAGCGCAGAAAGCAGGCGAACCCGAGGAGGAACAACGUGACUAACUACAGUAAUGUGGUGGAGGCCGGCUCAGACUCGGAUGACGAGGACAAGCUGCACAUCGUGGAGGAGGAAGGCAGCCUGGCGGACGGGGCCGACUGCGACAGCACCCUGCCAGACGACGAGCACCCCAGGGAGCACUGCUGGGACGGAGUGAAGGAGGAUUGUGUGUCAGACGCCGAGGACGAUGUGAGCACGGACGCCCUCGUGGAGGAGAUGCUCCAGCAGGGAGACACGGCCGUCAUCUACCCGGAGGCCCCAGAGGACGAGCCUCAACGCCAGGGCACCCCCGACGCCAGCGUCCACGACGAGAAUGGAACUCCUGACUCCUUCUCCCAGCUGCUCACCUGCCCGUACUGCGCACGUGGCUACAAGCGUUACAGCUCCCUGAAGGAGCACAUCAAGUACCGGCACGAGAAGACCGAGGAGAGCUUCAACUGCCCCGAGUGCAGCUACAGCUUCGCAUACCGCGCUCAACUGGAGCGGCACAUGACGGUCCACAAGGGCGGACGGGAUCAGAGACACAUCACACAGUCGGGAGGCAAUCGUAAAUUCAAGUGCACUGAAUGUGGCAAAGCAUUUAAAUACAAGCACCAUCUGAAGGAGCACCUACGCAUCCACAGCGGAGAGAAACCCUACGAGUGCUCCAACUGCAAGAAGCGCUUCUCCCACUCAGGCUCAUACAGCUCCCACAUCAGCAGUAAGAAGUGCAUCAGCGUCAUCUCAUUUAACGGCAGACCGCGCUUGGGGAACGCCAAAACCCAGACCCAGGGUCCAUCGCCGGCGCUGCCCACGUCGCCCUCGGUCCUCCGCACCCAGAUCAGGGAGAAGCUGGAGCACAGCAAGCCCCUGCAGGAGCAGCUGCCACUCAAUCAGAUCAAGAUCGAGCCCGUGGACUACGAGUACAAGCCAACGGUGAUAGCGUCCCCGGCUAUGGCCGCGGUGAACGGCGGGGUUUUCAACGGAGGCGCCGCGGCUCCUCUGCAGGGCACAGUGCAGGCCGUGGUCCUGCCCACUAUGGGGCUGAUGUCACCCAUCAGCAUCAACCUGGCAGACCUGCAGAACGCUCUCAAAGUGGCGGUGGACGGCAACGUCAUUCGCCAGGUGCUGGAAAGCAAUGCCAAAGGCCAGGUGCAGAUGACCUCGGGGUUAACCACUGGAAUGCUCCAUCCCGCACAGCAGCAACUCAUCUCAGCCAUCAGUCUGCCUAUCGUGGGUCAGGAUGGAAAUGCAAAAAUCAUUAUAAACUACAGUUUGGACCCAAACCAGGGCCAGCUCACAGCCCAUAACCUGAAGAGAGAGCCUGAGCCAACCACCACUGACACCUUCAAGUCCCAGAAACUCCCCGAGGAUCUAACCAUCAGAGGCACCAGGCCCAACGAGACUACAGAAAAAGAGGAAAAGACCACUAAAACAUGCCUCCUGUGUGAUAACUGUCCCGGCGGGCUGGAAGCACUCGACGCCCUCAAGCACUGCAAGAAGGAUGGUGUCAGGCUGAACGGAGCAGGCCUGGAUAAGUCGGAGUCUGCUGUUGCUGCCUUGCUGUCAGAGGGAGGACUCUGUAACCAGCCCAAGAACCUCUUGUCCCUGCUCAAGGCCUACUUUGCCUUAAACGCAGAGCCCACCAAGGAUGAGCUGGCUAAGAUCUCUGGCUCUGUCAGCCUGCCGGUCCACGUGGUAAAGAAGUGGUUUGACAAAAUGCAGGAGGGUCAGAUAUCACUGGGCGCCCCGACACCUCCCUCAGAGGAAGAGGACACCUGUGAAGCUAACAGUGUGGUGUCUCUGUUCCCGGGGAAGGACAAGGCCACUAUGAGCCCCUCUGUGACCCAGGACAGCCCAACAGAAGCCACCCCAGCGGAGGUGAACGGCGCCCACAGCUCGCCAGCCUCUCCCUCACCACUAAACCUGACAGCCGGCGGUCCCGUCCCAGCCCAGCCGCCCCAGAGCACUGAUGGACCCCUAGACCUGUCGCUGCCAAAGCCCGCCAGAGAGGAAGCGGGGAGAGUGCCGGCUAAAGCACGCGUUCGCCCCUCCCCUUCCUCCGGCUCUACCAAUGCGGACGAACCCCUUAACUUAACUUGCACAAAGAAAGAGGCAUCGCCACUCUCAGCCAUGGGCGUCAGCCCCAUCGCACUGUACGCCAGCCAGACAAGUGCCAAACCCCUCGACAUUGUGACCACAAUGCAAUGCCUACGGGCGCUAGCCACUAACAACAAACAGACUAUCCUGAUCCCUCAGCUGGCUUACACCUAUACCACUACAGCAAGCAGCCCUGCUGGGACCCAGACGCACGAAACCAUCCACCUCAACGGAGUCAAGGCGGAGCCGCAGGACACGGGCUCAGAGGGCGUGUCCACCGUGGAGGAGCAGAACGACUCCGACUCGGGCCCUCCGAGGAAGAAGAUGAAGAAGACGGACAGCGGCAUGUACGCCUGCGACCUGUGCGACAAGAUCUUCCAGAAGAGCAGCUCACUGCUGAGACACAAAUACGAACACACAGGGAAGCGACCUCACGAGUGCGGCAUCUGCAGCAAGGCCUUCAAACACAAACACCACUUGAUCGAACACAUGCGGCUCCACUCGGGGGAGAAGCCGUACCAGUGCGACAAGUGCGGCAAGCGCUUCUCCCACUCAGGCUCCUACUCCCAGCACAUGAACCACCGCUACUCCUACUGCAAGAAGGAGACGCAGAGCCAAGGCGAGGGCCGGGAGAGCCCCGAGGAGGACGGCGAGGCCCGGGCCGAGAUGGAGGCGCUGGGCCGGCUGGAGCGGCUCCUGGCCACCUCCCAGCUGGACUUGGACGAGCGAGGGAGCAGCACAAGAGAGGAGGAGGAGAGCGAGGAAGAGGAGGAGGAGGAGGACAGCGGCGCGGUGGACAUGGACGACAUCCAGGUGGUGCAGAUAGGGGACGAAGGAGGGGAUGAGGAGGAGGAGGUGGAAGAGAGGAAUGAGGAGGAGGUGGUAGAGAGAGUAUUGGUGGAGGGAGGAGGAGGAGAGGAGGAGAUAGAGGGAGGAGGAGAGGAGGAGAAGACAGAGACAGAGGAGAAAGAGGAAGAAGAGGAGGCUGACACAAGGCAGCAGGAGGUGCUCGGGAGCAUUCAGGAAGAGGAGGAAGUCAAGAUGGAGGAAGAGGAGGCGAUGGAUACAGAGGAAGGGGUGACGGAAGAGGGGAAAGCAGAGGAGGAGGUCACGGAGGAGGUCACGGAGGAGGUCAAGGAGGAGAGCGGAGGCGAAACAGACACGGUUUGCGAAGAGCAGAACCCGCCGCCGCCGGAGAAAGGAGAUACUGACUAAAAAGAGGAAUCAGACUCCUCCAUGAGACACAAUCAGAUUCCUCCUCUCCCCGCGGAGAGGAAGAACGCAGGAGAUGAUGUCUGGUCACUCUGACAGUUCGCUUCAGUUCACUACUGUGUAGAAAUCCAGGUGUGCCUGAAAAAAAUACUAGUGACUUUUCCUGCAGGAGAACGAUUUUCUCACUGUUAGAAAAAUCAAUUUGUAAAGAAAAAGAUGAAGACGAACACGAAUUUUAACAAAACGAAGGAAAUGCAUUAUACAGACUUUGGAAGCUAGAGCCGACACGUUUUAGAUAAUGUUUUAUUACUAAAACACCUUGGGUCAUUUCUUUUUAUCAGUGUUACUAAUUUUAUCACUCAUAUUUUAACCUUUAAAAGCUGUACAGUUGGGAGAUAUUUCUAUACCUUUUUAUUGCCAAUGAACAAAAAAAAAAAAAGUCAGUAUUUUAUUAAGUUGGAAGGAAAAUAAGAAAAAAUCCUGUGCACUACAA